AGUGGCUACCAUAUUGGCCGGAGAAGAUAUAGAACAUUUCCAUCAUUGUAGAAAGUUCUAUUGGACAGUGCUGUGGUAGAGCUAGGACUUGCCAAAGAUCCAAGAAAGCAACCUGACUGAAUUGAAAACCAGGCCAGUGCCUGUUCGUUUUGAGUGAGAAGGGUCACUUGGGUGAGUGGGGAACAAGCUGACCUUUGGAACAGUGACAUCACAAAGCACAGCUCACAAUGGCUACAGAACACGUGGGAUUCCAGGCUACUCUCCCUAACUCAUAUCUAGGUUUCUGAAGCCUCUGCACAUGUUGUUCCUGGAGCUGCUGCUGUCUUAUUAAAAUGUCAACAUUUCUACCUGUAUCUCCUUCCUGGGAUGACGUUAUAGAUUCUCUCUCUCUGAGCACAAUAUGGAAUUGGCUACAAGCAACUUUUCUGGGAGAGUCUAGUGAGCCCCAGCAAACAAAUUUGGGGAUACUACAUAAUAUUGCUCCAGCUGUGCAAGUUAUCCUGAAGAUUUGCUUUUUGAUUUUGUUGACAAUAGGAUUAUAUGCCUUAUCGAAAAGAAGUAUUCAGUCAAUUCAGAGAAUAUUGUUGUUUAUAAUCACACUCUACAAAGUUUACAAGAAGGGUUCAGAUUUUUUUCAGGCUUUGAUGGCCAACUCAGAAGUGAACGUUUUCCCAGCUCAAGACAAUAAAAAUCUCUUCCUGUCCUUGGGUCUGCAAGAGAAAAUUUUGAAAAAACUCCAGAUAGUGGAAAACAAAGUGAAGGACCUGGAGGGGAUGAUCAUUUCUCAAAAACCUAUUACGAAGAGAGAUUGCUCCUCUGAGCCCUACUGCAGCUGCUCCGACUGCCAGAGCCCCUUGGCCACAUCAGGGUUUACUUCCACAUCUGAAAUGUGAUGGACUCCACUCUUUUCCAGAAAAGCACUACUUCCCUCAUGUGUGUACUGGUGUAUCAAUAA
This is a messenger RNA of Trichechus manatus latirostris (Florida manatee), 955 nucleotides long. It is a transcript of the gene TMCO2, whose product is annotated as transmembrane and coiled-coil domains 2. The transcript is spliced from 2 exons. Lineage: Eukaryota; Metazoa; Chordata; Mammalia; Sirenia; Trichechidae. Gene Ontology annotation, cellular component: nucleus. The record is from RefSeq and is a predicted model, not a curated record. The coding region runs from base 333 to 893 and encodes 186 amino acids.